AUGUCUCAUUUUCAAAUAUUGACUUUGCCAGAGAUUCUGCACUUCCAAGUACUGCCUGACGAACAACAUUUUGGCGCUCAGGUGGAACUUUUAAUCACAGAGGUACAACUUUUUAUAUCGUUUCAUUCUACAGCACAGUUGAAAUGUAAUAAUCAUGUUUUUAUAAUAUCUAUCAAUAUUUUCUAUAGGGUUACCUGGACAUUCUUCUUGCCUUUGGUAGACCUCGCAACGUUGAAUGAAGGAGCAUUUGGAAAUUGUGAGACAAAGAGUUAUUUUGAUGACAACGUUAUCAAAUACUGUACCGAUUGCAGCUAUCUCAACUUGACAGAUGUGCCGAAGAAUCUCCCACUAAACAUCACUUGUUUAAACAUGAUUGGAAACAAAAUGACUCAAGUCAAUAGAACAUCAUUGCAAAGGUAUAGAAAUUUAAAAGAAUUGUCGUUUGCUAGAAAUAUCAUUGAUACACUGAGUGAGGGGGAUUUUGAUGGACUCCCAAAGUUAGAAAUGCUUGAUUUAAGUUUAAACUGUAUAAGAUAUAACAACAUACAUGCUGAUGUUUUUAAACUGCUUCGCUCACUUAUCUUCCUCGAUAUCAAACAAAGUUUGUCUAAUAUCAAGACAAGUGAACAUUACCCGGAAGCAUUGAAAUAUCUAACUAAUCUUCAAACGCUGGUGAUCGACGGGCUAGGGACACAUGUAUUGCCCAAAUUACCACAUUUGACCGAAUUAUAUAUGUCGGGGGAAUAUGGCAGAUGCAACAUUCCACAUAUCAGCGGAUAUUUAUUUGAAAAUAUAAUGAAUGUUCAAAACAUAUUUUUAUCUAACUGUUCAAUCAAAAAGGUCGACUUUGACAGCUUUAAAUCAUUACAGAAGAUAACUUCUCUUGAUAUGUCAUGGAAUAUAAAUCUUGGCAUGGAAUCUGUACCUAACAUUACCAGCGGACUUGCAGGAAGCCAGACAUUGAAAAAACUAAAUCUAAAUACUUUAUAUGAUCAUUCUGUAUUUGAUUUUUGCUCUUCACUAACUAUAAGUUUUGUAAAACACUUAUCAAACACAUCGCUUGAGCUUUUAACAAUAGAAAAUAACAACAUCGUUCGCAUAGAUAUCCCCUCUGUUGCUCAUUGGCCAAAGUCCAUAAAGUAUAUUUCUGUUCAACAUAACAUGUUUCUAUAUGGCAAUUAUACUCCACUCCUUAUACUUAGUGGAGUCUUAAACAAUUUGAUUUAUGUUGAUAUAAGUCGAAUGUCAGCAUCUAAUCGCCCUUUACAAGAUUAUAAUGUUGCUAGAAUGAAGCCUCUUUUUCAGAGAUCAACACCACAAAUAAAAAUUGCUAGUGAUUUUAUCUCUAUAUGCGAAUUGAUGUUUACACGUUAUCAAGUUUCUGACUAUUUCCAGGUGAUUGAAAAUAGAUUAAAACAAAAUAAUAUUGACUGUGAUGAUACUAUUCUUGAGAACAAAACGAUAACUCUUUCAUCAAGUAAACUUGAAUAUCUUGACAUGACUGAAAAUCUUCCGGUUUUGAUUGAACGAAUGUUUGAAGUAUUUCCUCAUGUUCCAAAUUUGAAAGUUUUGAACGUAUCGAAAAAUUAUCUUGGUUAUCCGCUAUAUAAUAACACGGAUAUAAUUGGACAACUGAAGAAUAUUCGUUCACUUGAUCUUAGUGGUAAUCGAAUUAUUCAUCUAAAUCCAGACAUAUUCAACAAUCUCACAAAACUUGAAAAUCUAUAUUUGUCACAUAAUUUGAUAAGCAAUAUAUCAUUUGAUCUCAGAUAUGCGAAGAAUCUUUCUUUUCUUGAUCUUGAAUACAACAAUUUAGAAUCUAUUGACAAAGUAACUUUGGAGACGCUUGAUGAAUUACCAAAUAUAGUUAUAAAUAUUGCUAAUAACAACCUGAAAUGUUCAUGUGUACACAUUAACUUCUUCCUUUGGGUUGAAAGAAACAAGCACAAAUUACUACACAUAGAAGACACUAUGUGUACCUUUGAAAAUUCCUCAACUAUAUCUAUUGCAAACAUUGAUUAUGAACGCCUUCGCUCUCAAUGCUCAAAUUAUCUUGUAAUAAUUACAGUUUCAAUAACGUUAUUUCUCAUCAUUGUAGUAACAGUGGUGACUGUUCUCAUUCGCAAAUAUAUAAGAAGAAUUCAUGAUUAUUUUAAAAGAAUUCGAACCAUUAUCCCGCCUGAUUACCAAGAACUUCAUGAUUCAGAUAAUAGAAUACCUAUUAAAGUUAUCUAUUCAGAGGAUGACAAUUAUUUCGUAAAGAAAAAUAUUCUGGAUACACUUGUUGACGACACAGAAUUCUUAUUAUUAACUUCAGAAGGAGAAACUGGUUUAAAUCUUUACAAAAUAGGUGAAGCGAUUUAUAGGUCACGAGUUAUUCUAAUUGUUUUAACAAAAAAUUAUGAUGAACCUUUGUAUGCAUAUACAAUCAAUAUGGCUAUAAUGAGUCAGAUUGAGGCAGGCAGCAGAAAGGAAUUGAAAAAAAUUUUUGUUAUUCAAAAAGAUGAGUCUGAUGUCACUCCUUGCUACUUAAACUCAGAAAUUUCACAUCCAAUUUAUCUCUAUACAAAUUUGGAAGCUUUUACGUCAUUUCUAAACACAGAAGUCAAAAAUUGAUUAUAUCACCUUGAAUAUAAACAAAAUUGUUUAAAACUAUUUGCAUUGAAUCUCGUCUUUAGAAAUUGAUCAACUUUUCAAACAUUAUUUAGUAUAUACAUCAUGCGCGAACUCAAAAGUGGAAUAUCUGAAAGGAUAAUGUGAUAAAAUUGAUAAAUCUUCUUGUCUAAAAGCUCUAGGAUUUAGAUUUUGCAAGUCUUCGGAAGGGUUCCAUAAUAAGAAAUAAAAUAUGUAAAGAAACAUACUCUAAAUCUUGCUAAGUGUUAUUGAAUUGGCAUUCCCCCUCAACGUUGGUCUAGUACAUGUCCUA
Ruditapes philippinarum (Manila clam) is the source of this 2926-nucleotide messenger RNA. Its product is annotated as CD180 antigen-like. The record is from RefSeq and is a predicted model, not a curated record. Lineage: Eukaryota; Metazoa; Mollusca; Bivalvia; Venerida; Veneridae. The transcript has 2 exons. Gene Ontology annotation, molecular function: protein binding. The coding region runs from base 1 to 2616 and encodes 871 amino acids.